AUGAGAGGUGGCUUUGUGAGAGGGGGAGCUGCUAGACCGCAUGGGCCAAGGCUGAGCGCAAGAUCGGAAGGAGAGCUGCUACACAGGUCUUCGAAGAAGGUGAGAAAGAUAGUAGAAGAUGAAGAAUUUACGGGAAAUUCUACACCAGUAGCCAGAAAAGAAGAUUGGAUGGAAGAAGAAAGGGGUACUGAAGGAGCAGAAGCAGACAUACAUGUAAUCGGAGUGAUGAGAACAAACAAUGAAGAAAACAGCAAGAGAUCCUUUGCCCAAGCUGUCAGGGCAGGAAAAGCACAACAAGGGGGAAAUGGAAAGGAAGUAGAGAAGGAGUCUCAGGAGGACAAAAUGGAAGAAGAAAGUGCUGAGGAGAGUGAUGAAGAGCAGGAAAUCAGCAUUGAAAAAACUGAAAAUGGGGUAUACAAUCUGGUGAUUAGCGAAUCUUUGAAAAAAGAAAUAUGCAAAGAAUGGUGGGAAUCAAUCAUAGUUAAGCUCCUGGGAAGGAGAAUUUCUCUUGUGGCGCUCAAAAGAAGACUAGAGACAAUGUGGGGGAAGAACGGCAGCAUUGACGUUAUCGAUCUCGGAAAUGAUUUCUUCCUUGUGAAAUUCUAUAAUAUGGAAGAUUUGGAUUUUGCACUCAUGGAGGGGCCCUGGAAAAUUCUUGACCACUACUUAACCAUUAGAUGGUGGAAACCAGAAUUCAACCCCCUCACAGCAACAAUAGAUACACUGGCAACUUGGAUUCGUCUCCCAGGCCUUGCGAUAGAGUAUUACAAUAGAACAAUAUUGGAGAAGAUUGGCAACAUUAUUGGGAGGACCAUGAAGAUUGACAUGACAACAGAAAACAUCUCCAGAGGUAAAUAUGCUAGAAUUUGCGUGGAGAUAGAUUUAAGCAAAUCCCUGGUGUCCCAAUACCAAAUCAAUGGUGUCACUCAUCUAGUAGAAUACGAAGGCCUCCAUAUGGUGUGUUUCAAUUGCGGCUGCUUUGGACAUGAAAAAUUCUCAUGCCCAAGCUUAAAGUCACAAGAAAAACCAGAUGCCAGUAACAAUAAUGAAGAAAAGGGAGACGAAAAGGCAGGGACAGAGGAAGAAGACGGGGGCAAAAUUGGAAAAGGGGAGUUAAGUAAGGGCAAAGGCGUAAUUGUAGAGGAGAAUAACGGAUUUGGCCCUUGGAUGCUAGUACAAAGGACAAGGGGGAAGAAAUUAGUGAAAAAUGGAGAGGGAACCAGUAACGGUCAAAAAGGAAAAGAAAAAGCUAUGUCGUACGAGGAGCACACCUCUCGCUUUGCAGCUCUGCAGUAUGAGGUAGUGGAGGGAGACAAGGAGCAAAAUGAGGUUGUGGUGAUAUCACAGAAGGAGGAGAGCGAUAAGACAAAUCCAGCUGGAAGCAAGGCAACCACCGAAAAAGACAAAAGAAAUAAAGGAGCUCUGGAGAGGAAUACUCCUGCAAAACUAAAAGACCUAAUCCCACAAGAAAAUAACCAGACCUACAAAAAUAGCCCAAAACCAGGACAGACAAAUAGCAAAACACAAGAAACUCAAAACCAAAACAACCCAACUCUUGCCACUACAACAGCCCAAACCUUGAGAAAAGAAAGAACCUAA
Messenger RNA from Arachis duranensis, 1599 nucleotides. RefSeq lists its product as uncharacterized. The record is from RefSeq and is a predicted model, not a curated record. NCBI's taxonomy places the organism in Eukaryota, Viridiplantae, Streptophyta, Magnoliopsida, Fabales, Fabaceae. The transcript has a single exon. Gene Ontology annotation, molecular function: nucleic acid binding; zinc ion binding. Bases 1 to 1599 code for a protein of 532 amino acids.